Molecule: messenger RNA, 549 nt
Organism: Torulaspora delbrueckii
Lineage: Eukaryota; Fungi; Ascomycota; Saccharomycetes; Saccharomycetales; Saccharomycetaceae
Gene: CPR3
Product: peptidylprolyl isomerase CPR3
Exons: 1
Coding region: 1-549 (182 amino acids)
Biological process (GO): protein folding; protein peptidyl-prolyl isomerization
Molecular function (GO): peptidyl-prolyl cis-trans isomerase activity
Source: RefSeq, a predicted model, not a curated record
AUGUUUAGACGUUCAGUUAUUGGUCAAUCCAGAUUGUUUUCUUCUACCCGUUCCAUCCUUGGUAAGAAAGUGUAUUUUGAGCCUUCUGUCAACGGUAACAAGAUCGGCAGAAUUGAGUUCGAGCUUUACGAUGACGUUGUUCCAAAGACUGCCGAGAAUUUCAGAGCUUUGUGUACUGGUGAGAAUGGUUUCGGUUACAAGGGUGUGCCAUUCCACAGAAUCAUCCCACAAUUCAUGCUUCAAGGUGGUGAUACUGACCUAACCGACGGUUUCGGUGGUCAAUCAAUCUACGGUUCCAAGUUUGCCGAUGAAAACUUUACCAAGAAGCACGAUAAGGCUGGUUUGCUUUCCAUGGCCAACGCAGGUCCAAACACCAACGGUUCUCAGUUUUUCAUUACUACUGUUGAAUGCCCAUGGUUGGAUGGAAAGCAUGUGGUCUUUGGUGAGGUUACCAAGGGUAUGGACUUGGUGAAGCAAAUCGAGGGUUACGGUACCAUGUCUGGUAAGCCAAAGGCCAAAAUCGUUGUCGAGGAAGCUGGUGAAUUGUAG